Amoebophrya sp. A25 is the source of this 2801-nucleotide messenger RNA. Lineage: Eukaryota; Dinophyceae; Syndiniales; Amoebophryaceae. The record is from the annotation of a GenBank genome assembly.
CGAGCGGCCUUGCUGCAACGUCAGAGAAAUCACAGUGACGACUCAGAUUCUGGCUCUUCAUGGUCAUGUUCCUCUUCAGAUGUGUCUUUCUUCACAGAUGGAGACGACGCAGAGCACUUCUUUGCAUCUGGUGUAGACGAUGAAGAUGGGUUUUCUUCGUCUCUUAGCAGUGAAGAUGAAAGUGCUGGAGAAAACGGCGAGCAUUUUCCUAGGCACCAGAGGAUACAAAAGAAACGUUGGCCAGGACAGAUGACUAAGAAUGUAGUUUGAUUCUUUUUUUUGAAUUUUUUGAAUGAUCAUGUUGUAGGUAGAAGUAGUACUACAUGUACAUUCUGAUCCUCCUGUGCUGUAGUUUUCCUGUCACGACCUUCUGCAGCAUGAUUCUUUUUGUCUUUCACUUUCUUCUCUUGAUUAGCUUAGCUCCCCUAUCCCCGCCUAGGUAGUCCUGCCACGAGGACAAACAGAAAAGAAUGGAACUUAGAAGCGACAACCAAGCAAGAGCAACUGCCUCUUUCUACUAACUAUCUCUAAUCUGACAUGGAUGCGCGGAAAGGCGAAUAGGGAGGGACCUACAUCCAGAGGCAAUGCUGGUCGAAUGAACCCGUCCGCUCCAGAGUUCGUACCACAAGGAGGUCUGGGAGGCUUCGCUACUGCAGAGGCGGCGCAUUUACAGCAGCUAGCAGAAAAGACGGUCGCUCUGCAGGAUGCGUUAGCAUUCGAAGAAGAGCAGGUGCAGGACGGACAAGGACAGGGCGGGACUUCUUCAAAGUCUCCUUACCAGCACAGAAGCAUUUUGAGACGCUCACCUGAUUUCGUCGGCUAUCUGCGCACGAGCAGGCGGAUCGAACCUGCGGAAUUCUGCGCGUUUCUUAGUGCUUUUUUAUCACCUGUGAAAGGCGGUUCGAAUAACAAUUUUGGCGUGAAGCCAGAUGAAGUCACCAAACAAGUUUUUGAACCUCCUCCUAGACUUCUUGGUGCUGCCGACGCAGCCGAAGACACGACUGCUUCGACGCCAACUGCCUCAGCUCCGAAAAUCGAGCUCCCAACCGAUUUCUUGCACUCCCUGAAACGGCGAAUCGUGGAUAAACACAAAGAGUUGUUUACCCUGCAGACGAAUCAUCAAGUGCUCUACGAUGCCGACGACUGGUCGAAACUGUGCCAGCUUGGGUUCGCAAGAGAAGCUUACUUGUGGGCACAAGGAAUUUCGUUUGUGGAUUUAGUCUCGAAAUACACCGACGUCGAAGAGGGUGCGGUAGUGCGAACACUCCGGUCUCUGGAAGAACUUCUGAGGAGAAUAAGAGAGCUAGCGAGGCGAUCAAAACACGCAAGUCUCGAGUUACUGGCGAGGGAUAGCAUCAAGGCGAUUAAGCGGGAUAUGCCUUUCAUGCCAAGCCUGUAUUUCGAUUUUGCAGGAGAGGAAGUAGGGCAGUCAUGAGCUGCUGAGGAGCCUAAGUUGUUGUACUGCUCGCUAUCGUGGUGUAGUAGUAUGCAAAAUGAAGAUGGUCGCACAAGAACUCUGUGACCUAGGACUUGCUACUUAUUCUUGUGCCCAAUUAUGAUAGGGCCGGGGGGCGAGCAGAUGAAGUAAGUAGUUGUUGUAAAAAAAGAUAUGUAGUUUGAGAAGAGAACCCCUUAUUUGGUGGACGGUAUUUGCUUGUUUUGCCGUUCAGUAUUUUUGUAGUGUUCCCCACCUUGAGCUUGAGAGUUGUUACAGAAGAUCUGUCAUGAUGGAAUGCCGCACGGACACUUUCGUUUUGAGCUUGAGAGUUAUCAUCGUUAUAUUACAGAAGAAGAGAGAAAUGCUGCCUUAUAAUUUAUAGUAGACGUGAUGUAUCUUUCAUGAAGAUCUUUGCUUGUUACUGUGUGUCGUCCGUGCGACGCCGACUACUACUGCAUGUCAUGUUACUAAAUUAUAGCUGGUACUUGAAAGAGCUAACGUGCGUCAAGAGAACAAUUACCAUCGAUGCACUGAAACUAUCUUCUGAAUUCGACCAGUCGAGAAGGACGAAAUGCACCAGAUUACCAAGGCAGAUCUUGUCCGACUUACGCUUACCGAAGGCUAAGCGGGAGUAGAUGCCGAGAGCGAUCAAAAAUGCGAGAUUAAGGUACGAGGAGAGAAGAGAAAGACUGGAUGUCGAUGGAGAACUUCAUGCUUUAGUUGUAUGCUCAUCGUCAUCUUGUCGAUGCUGGGAACAACUUUCAUCUCGACUGACCACCACGUGUGUUAUUUCUGUCUCCGCAUCAAGGCUUCUUACUGAACAGAAAGUGAGAACAAUGACUGUAACUGUAUGCAUACUGUUAGCAUUGAAACUUCAUCUUUUUUACUGAAUACAGAUGAGAAUGACCUUGACCUGACUAUUAAUAGUCAGGCAUUUUUUUCACUUAUUUGUAGACAUUCCUCGUCCACUUCUUGAGCCUGGAGACACGCGCGGCAUGCUAGAGCUGGAAUUGAAGCAGGAUUGGUUUGAUUAUAGACGGACAAGAACUACCUCUACUGGUGGAGGUGUGCUGCUGCUAUAUAAUGAAGGACGGGAGCAAGCCACAGGUGUGCUGACAGAUGUUGUGUACAGGCGGGAGUAGAAGAACUAGAGGAAACCUAAACAGGUCGGCGGAAUUAUAGAACUUACUGAUGGAUGAGACUGAGACGAGUAGGUGCUCGUGGAGCAAGUAACAAGUUCUUGUGCUGCAUGCUUGUUGUUGUGUAGAAUUUGAACAUGAAGAAGGAGUGGUCCUCUGCUGAUGGAAGCAGAUGAAGAAUGUCUCGAAAACGUUAGUGUCUAGUACGUGUAUAUUAGUUCGAC